This is a messenger RNA of Neolamprologus brichardi, 2130 nucleotides long. NCBI's taxonomy places the organism in Eukaryota, Metazoa, Chordata, Actinopteri, Cichliformes, Cichlidae. The record is from RefSeq and is a predicted model, not a curated record.
UGGUGUUCCCCCAGACAAGCUGGAGGACGUGGCUGGGGAGGGGGAGUCUGGUUAGACUGCUGCCCCCAGAUAAGUGGAAGAAGAUGAAUGGAUGGAAAAUACUGAAUAUUGAAUAAACUAUUUUGUUGUUUCAAAAAGGGCACAUACAGGUACAUACAAAGCUGAAAAUGACUCGUAUAUUUAUGUAUUAUAUGUCUCUUAGGUAUUUUUUGCACACAUGUAACAUGUAAGUAUAGUGAUGGUGUGUUUAUGUUGGUGUGUUUUUGUGGUAUUUGUCUGUUGUUUCCGUCGUCCUAGGCAACUGGAGUUAAUGUGAGACCACUUAUACAGAGAUGUUAGCAUCAACUCUACAAUGAUGGGGAUUUAAAGGAGAGUCUGUAGCUCUCUGCUCAGGGACAGUCUUCUGCAGCCCUUCUGUGAUCACAGGCCUACCUGGCAUUUCUCAUCCAUAUCCUUCUUCUUUCCAUUCACCCAUCUUUCCCCGUUAUGAAAGGCCUGUCCAGUAGCCGGGGUCACCAUCAUGUGGUCUCCUAUGAACCAUCAUAUGAUCCACUGGGUCACCAUGUUGACCGCAAGCCAUAUUUGAUCAGUCAGAUGGACAUGCCUGUGCCCAUUCCCAUGCCACAUCCAGCUGAGCUGCCCUACUACAAUGCUCAGCGUACCUCAUACCCCUCUGACAGCAACAGCAUCGUCCCAUAUGGAACCUUCCCCAGGAGGUGCCACUCUACCUCCUCAUCUCACCAUCCUGAGGUAAAGGAUGAGUGUAUGGCCAUGGUACCAUAUGUAGGAGGAGGAGGAGGAGGAGGUGGUGGAGGAGGAGGAGGUGGAGGAGGCUAUGGGGGUAAAACACCCACUCGGGUACCAGCAAACUUUGUGGACCCGUUUGAACGUCAGCCAUCAUUUUCCAGAGAUGGCUACCAUACAUUGCAAUACAAACGAGGGGUGCAGGCCCACAGUGGGGGGAUGGGGGCCAACAACAACAAUGACAGUCCAGGGAGAAUUCGCCAUCUUGUCCACUCAGUCCAGAAACUCUUCACCAAGUCACAUUCACUGGAAGGGCCACACCACACACAGUCCUCCAAGGGGGCCAAUAAUGGGAGUGUUAAUGGUGGUGGUGGUGGCGGUGGAGGAGGUGGUGGUGGUGGCUCCAGGGCCAGCCCAGAAGGUGAAGCUCCACCAGUGGGAGUGCGCCACCGGAAACGCAGUAAGAGCCGUGAGCGCUGUAGAUCAGCAGAGCCCAAGCAUCGAAGCCACCACCACCACCACCACCAGCUCCACGGCUCAGCAUCUGCUCCAGGCUCUGGAUACUGGAGCUCAGAUGACAACCUGGAACGGGAGCUGUGUCUCUACCACCCUCACCACCACCAACCUCCACCUUCACCCUCCCCCUCCAUUUCCCCCUCGCCUAUUGCCAUGACAAUAAGCCGGUAUCCCGGCAACAACCCAGACAAGUUCCCCCAGACUCCCCUCCCCAGUCUCUCCUCCUCGCAGUCCCAGCAGUACUUCAUGAUGGACCCUUACGGCACACUAAACGAGCACACACACACCCACGCACACCAUGGCCACACACACCACCAUUCUGCACUCAAAGCCUCCCGGAGCAACAACGAUGUGAAGUAUGCAGCGUCGACAGCAUGUGUGCCGAUUAGUGGUAGCAGCAAUAACAGCGGUGGCGGUAUCGGUGGAGGAAGUGGCUCCUUGCUUCCAGUGGGUCUUGUGGACGGGCCCCUUGUGAAGAAAGGGCCAUGGUCAUCAAGCCUAACGGUGAGCAGGGCCCGAGAGGUCUACACCAACAACAGCAGCCACAACCAGCCACGAGCCAGCGCAGGAUCCGGUAACCUAAACCUAGAUAGAGCUCUAGUCAAAUCUAAGGGCAGUCAGCAGCAGGAGCGCGCUUGCCAUUUCUUACAGGUACCUCAGGAUGAAUGGAGCGGCUUCUCUCCUCUAGGGAAGGAAGAUGACAUCCCCUGUCGGAGGAUGAGAAGCGGCAGCUAUGUGAAAGCCAUGGCUGAGGAUGACAGCGGAGAUUCUGAUGGAAGUCCCAAGCCCUCGCCCAAGAUCCAAGCUCGGCGGGCCAGCUACCUGAAAGCCACACAGCCAUCACUGACUGAGAUGACCACUCUACAGUAA